Molecule: messenger RNA, 2763 nt
Organism: Cryptosporidium ubiquitum
Lineage: Eukaryota; Apicomplexa; Conoidasida; Eucoccidiorida; Cryptosporidiidae
Product: metacaspase-like protein
Exons: 1
Coding region: 1-2763 (920 amino acids)
Biological process (GO): proteolysis
Molecular function (GO): cysteine-type endopeptidase activity
Source: RefSeq, a predicted model, not a curated record
AUGAAUGGACAUAUCCCGAAGAAAAAGGCAGUAAUUAUUGGAAUUAAUUAUAUAGAGACAGAGGGAAUAAGUUUAAGAGGUUGUGCAAACGAUGCAAAGUUAAUGGCUUUAACAUUGAUGUCUCAUUUUGAUUUCAAUGCAUCUGAUAUAAUAUUUCUUACUGAUAGUGAACCAGAUAGAGGCUAUGAUACUUUAGUUGAUUUUCAGGAGCCUGUUUCUUUCUAUGAUAAUUGGCCAAGAGACGAAAUCCCACCUGUAAAACAUCACGAUUCAAGAAUAUAUCCAAAUAAGAGGAAUAUUUUAACUGCAAUAAAUUGGUUAACUAGAGAUGCAGAAGCUGGUGAUAUAUUGGUAUUUUACUUCGCAGGACAUGGAGUACAAGUGGACGUUUUAACAUCAUAUGAAGGGGAAGGUUAUGAUGAAGCUCUACUACCAGUAGAUUCAACACUGUAUUUAGCUUCAAAUGGAUCUGAUUUAGAUGAGUAUAAUGUAUUACUUUGUAGUGAACUUAAGGAGUUAUUAUUGUGUGUUCCUUCAGAAACUCAAUUAAACGUAAUAUUAGACUGUAAUGGAGGUCAGACUAUUUUGGAUCCAGCUGGUAAUUUGAAUGGUAUGUGGUAUGUUAAAGGUAUAGUAACUAAAGGAAUUUGGCCAUUUCUUUCAGCCACUAAUAAGGUAAAAAGGGCACAUUAUAAUUCUUCAGUAUUUAAAGAAGAGCAAAUGGUUCAUAGACUUGUAAGACCAAGAUAUGUACCUUGUGUUCAAGUUGCUAAUACACAUAAUCUAAAAGAUCCAAGUCUACAAUCUACACAAUACGUCUCUCUCUCAUGUAAGGGAUAUUGUUUUUCUGCUGCUCCAUGGAGUCAAAUAGCUGCUGAAGCUUCUUUACCUUUAUUAUCGGUUACAAGAAAAACUCAGGUAACUGAUUCUUGUAUUGGAAAUGGUUUAUCAACAACUAGUACUCCUCCUUCUAAUUCACUGUCUUUUAAUAAUAUUGGAUCUCUUUCAUCUACUACUGAGUCUAAGUUAGGUGUUAUAGAAAUUCCAAUAUCUAGAGGAGGAGCUUAUAAUAUUAUACAUGGAGUUUUUACUUGGUCAUUUUGCAAAGCUAUUAGUGAUAUAGCUACUGGAAUAUUACAACAAGGAAGACCAAGAAAUGAACUUUCGUUCAAAACCAUUCUAGCAAGGGUUAGAGAGUAUAUUUCAUGCUUAAAAUCUUCGAUACUUCCUUAUCUAGAUCAAAAUCCAGAGUUAACAAUACAUUCUGGAGGAGCUGGUACUAUUUCUGAAUAUUUUUGUUCUCCAUUUGGUGGAGAUAAAAGCAUAGAUUUUAACUUUGAUUACUAUUUUAAAAUUACUGAUAACUGUAUAAGACAUUUAAAAAAGAACCAGAACUUUUUAAUACCUCAGGAAGCCUAUAAUUCUAUGCUUCAAGCCAAUAAGAAUGAAAAUCUAUUUUUCCAUUCCGUAAACACAAAUGCCUUGAACAAAUCCAUUAAUUCAUUUGAAAGUCAAAUUUCUAAAGGAGAUUCCCCUCCAACAUUUAGAGAAAACAGUGAUCAAGAAGGAGAAAAUAAAAAGGAUGAGGCUAAUCAGUUUGAAGAAAAGAAGAUAAAUACUAAUAAGAAUGUUAUCUUAAAUUCAGUUUCUGCUACUAUUUCAGCUCUUUCUCCAGUUUUAGCACCUGUUUCAGGCUCUGGAAUUGACCAAUUUCCACCGAGUAAUCAAAUACAAAGAUUUGAUCAGGGAUUUAUACAAAAUUCUUCCUCAGGUUUUAAUGAGGAUUACUCCAAUCUUCCUUUAUCUUCAGUUAACUUGGUUCCCCCAACAGCAAGCUUAUUUAACCCAAUAAGAUUUAAUAAUAGGAACGUAAAUGAAGGUUUCCCAAAUUACGAUUUGAAUAAUUAUGAAAUGGAAAACAACUUUUCAGAUACCAAUCAUUUUAAAAUGGAUACAAAUUCAUUUUUCAAUACACAAAAUAAGGCAGUAAACGGGGAAAUUCCACAAAGAUUUGAUGGAAAUAAUUCUAUAGGAUUCAAUACUUUUAAUCCUUACUCAAUGUUUGUUGGCACAGAGUUAUCCUCUAGAAACAAAAAUAAAAAACAUGAUUCUCAUAAUUUCAAAGCUCCUUUAGAUCAAAAUCAUGAUUUUAAACCAGUGCAUGGAGUGAUGCUUUCUAAUCCCAUAAAAAACAUUACACCGAGAAAUAUCUCUCGCCUUAAUCAAAUUACUCCAAAUCAAAGAUUAAUUCAUUCUAAAAACCAAUUCCAGAAUUUUCAUGUUUCUACAGGUAUGAAGCAGUUCCCAGUUUCUAUUUCCUCCUCGUCACAUGGUGUUACUAAUACCCCUCCAACACCACCCAUUUUUUCCUAUAGAUCGUCAGAUAAUUCAAAUUAUAUUAAUCAAACUUCAAACUUAAUUACUUAUCCCCCAAUAACUGCAAUGCAAUCUAUAAAUAAGCAUUUAGUUGCUCCCGUUAAAUCUCUCCCAAAUUCAAAUAAUUUUUAUCAACAAUUACCUCCAACUAGACAUAUUACAGGCUCUGUUAAUCAAUUUGUUAACUCAGAAUAUCACUCCAACUACAACACCACAGUGAAUCAAGUGAAUUUUGGAACAAAUGAACAAUUUUUUCAAACACCUAAUGGAUUCAAUAUUAAUCCAUUCCCACCAUCCAAUCAAAGCAAUAGCAAGUUCUAUCCUUCUUCUUUUAUCACCUAUCCUCCUCCUACACAACCUAUAAAUCAAUUUGGCGCCAACAUGUAA